Molecule: messenger RNA, 6904 nt
Organism: Apus apus (common swift)
Lineage: Eukaryota; Metazoa; Chordata; Aves; Apodiformes; Apodidae
Gene: LDB3
Product: LIM domain binding 3
Exons: 19
Coding region: 138-2381 (747 amino acids)
Biological process (GO): heart development; muscle structure development; actin cytoskeleton organization
Cellular component (GO): filamentous actin; adherens junction; Z disc
Molecular function (GO): actin binding; muscle alpha-actinin binding
Source: RefSeq, a predicted model, not a curated record
UCCCGCACCCGCCCGCCCGCUGCGGCGCGACACGGCACGGCAGGGCACGGCACGGCGGUGCGUGGCCGGAGGCGGCGGGAGCUCCCGCUCGGCCCGGAGCUGCCGAGUGCCUUGUUGCCUUGUGAAAGAGGUACAAAAUGGCUUACAGUGUGACUCUGAAUGGACCUGGACCCUGGGGCUUCCGACUGCAAGGGGGCAAGGACUUCAACAUGCCCUUGACGAUCUCCAGAAUCACCCCUGGCAGCAAGGCAGCACAGUCACAGAUGAGCCAAGGGGACCUUGUGGUAGCCAUUGACGGAGUCAACGCUGACAGCAUGACCCACUUAGAGGCCCAGAACAAGAUCAAGUCAGCCACCCACAACUUGAGCCUCACCCUUCAGAAAUCUAAACGUCCAGCGCCGGUUUCAGCCACAGCUCCCAGAAUUGACUCUCCCAGGGUUGUAAUUCCCCACCAGAAGGUCAUAACCAACACUGCUGCCAACACGGAGCCCACGGAGCGUUUCAACCCCAAUGUCCUGAAGGACUCUGCCCUGUCUACGCACAAACCCAUUGAGGUGAAAGGCCUGGGCGGCAAGGCUACUAUAAUUCACGCCCAGUAUAACACCCCGAUCAGCAUGUAUUCCCAAGAUGCUAUCAUGGAUGCAAUUGCAGGCCAGGCACAAGCCCAGGGUGGAGAAUUUGCUGGUACCCUUCCUAUUAAAGACCCUCACAUAGACAGUGCCUCCCCGGUCUAUCAGGCUGUGCUUAAAACUCAGAACAAACCUGAGGAUGAAUCCGAAGACUGGAGCCGCCGCUCUGCCAACCUGCAGUCUAGGUCUUUCCGCAUCCUUGCCCAGAUGACUGGAACGGAGUACAUGCAAGAUCCAGAUGAAGAAGCCCUGAGGAGGUCAAGAGACAAGGAAAAUGUCGCUGCAGCAUCAGAAAACAGGCCUACAGCUACUACCCAUGCGCCACAGUACGUGACCUCAAGUACUUGGCAUCCUCCUAAGUCAGGCACCACGGAUGCCAACACUAAGCCAGUGGCCUCCAAGGGGUCUCUGAGGCUUGGAGCGGGUACAAGCCAGAGGGAGGCCAGUUUCAGCACUACUGGCCAGAAAGUCCCUCUUGCUUCAUCCAGUAAUCAAAGUACCCCUGUUGAGCAUGUUCCGGUGUCUACCAGUUCUGCCUCUGCUCCUGCACCACAUGCUUCAGCACAUCAGCCUGCUACUGCUGCUCAAAAUACAGCCAGCCUGAUGACACCACCAGCAACCACCUCAGUAGUGCAAGAGUCUUUCUCAUCCUCCUUCCAAAGAGUGCUUGCAGCCCCCAGCUCUCUUUCACAGUCUAAGCCUUUCCAUGGGUCCAAGAACAUGUCAUUAGCAGCUUCUACUAUCUCAUCUGCUAUCUCAUCUCAGUCUAGUUUCAACCGGCAUUCUUCCACCUCCAUCAACUACCAGUCAAAGAGAAACACAAGCCAGUCAUAUACACCAGUCCCAGUAUCUGGAAGCUACGGUGAAAUUCCUGCUGCUUCUGCUACUUCAAAACAGAGAGUUGUUACUACUGCCAGCAUAAAGCCCUCUGUCUACCAGCCAGCACCAGCACCAGUUCAUUCCUACACCCCUGCCAAUGCUGAGCCUGCAAGCCGUCCUCCCUGGGUAACAGAUGACUCCUUUUCCCAGAAAUUUGCACCCGGAAAAAGCACCACCACUGUCACAAAGAACAUCCUACCAAGGAGUGGUCCAGCACCAUCUCCUGCCCCAACAUCUGUGUAUCCAUCUCCAGUUUCAACUUCUUCCCAGGCUCCUGCAAUAGCCCGGGGAACAGUACAGAGGGCUGAGCGUUAUUCAGCCAGCAGCCGAACGCCUCUCUGUGGGCACUGCAACAACAUAAUUCGGGGUCCUUUCCUGGUAGCUAUGGGUCGCUCUUGGCACCCAGAAGAAUUCAAUUGUGCUUACUGCAAGACAUCUUUGGCUGAUAUGUGCUUUGUGGAAGAGCAGAACAGCGUGUACUGUGAGCGCUGUUAUGAACAGUUCUUUGCACCAACCUGUGCCAGAUGCCACGCUAAGAUCAUGGGGGAAGUGAUGCAUGCCCUAAGACAGACUUGGCACACCAGUUGCUUUGUCUGUGCUGCAUGUAAGAUGCCAUUUGGGAAUAGCCUCUUUCACAUGGAGGAUGGGGAACCUUACUGUGAGAAAGAUUAUAUUGCUUUGUUCAGCACAAAAUGUCACGGCUGCGAUUUUCCUGUUGAAGCUGGAGAUAAAUUCAUUGAAGCUCUUGGGCACACUUGGCAUGACACCUGCUUCAUUUGUGCUGUAUGCCAUGUGAAUUUGGAGGGUCAGCCGUUCUACUCCAAGAAGGAUAAGCCCCUUUGCAAGAAGCAUGCCCAUGCCAUCAAUGUUUAAAAGAAGAGCUGGUAGUCACUAACACUGGGGAAAAACAGAUCACUAACUGGGCAAUUAUAAAGUUGAUAACCAUGGGUAGCAUUUCUCUUGGUAAAAGCUAGGAGGUUGAUACUUCCGAAAUUUAAUCUCUUUCAUAAAUGCAGAACAUGCUUUUGCAAAGUUCAUACAAAAACCUACUGAAGGAACAGUUAAAAAAAUUACUGGUUCAUUAUUAGAUCAACAGUUGGGGGAAAUAUUGACAUUAACUAAAAACUGUAAUAUAAAAAGCACUGCACAAAUACAGUUUCAAAUUAACUACUCCCAGCAGUUUUACUGCUUAGACCACACACUAGUGUUUAAAAGCAACUGGAAAAGUCCUUUUGUUAUAAGCCAUUUUCUUUCAUAACAAGAAUGAAUAAGUGCCACAUGUACAAUCAUCUGUAGAACCGAAGGCCAUAGCUUUCAAAGGGAAAUAGAUCAGGUUUUCCUUUAUGAAAAGUGAGUGCUAUUCCAUUAUACUGUGGUGCUACCUCAUAGCAUCAAAUAUUUUAGAUUCUUUCCAAAUAAGAAGUCUGCCUUGAAUCCAUAUGUAGCUGGAAAGCCUAGGAGACAGUCCAUAACUUAGUUUGAAAAUAGAGUAGAAACAGAAUUAACUCCUUCCAUAACUCAGUACAGCUGAGAAAAGCAUGCCAGGUCAACCCUGCUACUGCACUUGUCUGAUAACAUGCGCAGUAGAUUAGUUCACUUUCACAUCAUAAUGGAAAAGGACAACUGUUUUUUCUCCUAAUUGCUCUUAUAUUGAAUGGAAGAGAGCUGGCUGGAAAGGCCAGCUUUUAAUUUGAAACCAGUUUUCCUUUGCUCUUGUGGAGAAAAAAAAUAAUUCUAAAUUGCUUUGGUUUCUAAUUCAAAUUGCUAUCAGUGGGAGGCAGGAAUCUACAUCUGGACCUUCUACAUCUGGACCUUCACAUUGACAAACACAGAUAGGAAGUGGGAGAUAGCUUGCAAAAGUUCCCUCCCUACUCUAUCCCACAUAUUUAGGCAAAGGACACCUUUCCCCCCCCCCCAAAUUAACAAUGAUUUAAAAUUCAUAAGGCAGCAUAACACCAGACAGGCACAUACUCUUUAUUACUUUUGUUAGUUUAAAUGCAACGCAUCCUGAAUUGUAGUAGUGUUUGCCAUUGUAGAACAGCAGAUUGGCUCCAGCAAUUAGGAUAACCAUACAGUGAUCUUUUCUAAUAUUUUAAAAACAACUUUCAAGUUGUUCAAACAGUAAUUUAUAUUUUUUUUUUUUUUUUUUUUUUUUGCAAAAGAGCAAAUACCUGUAGUAUUGAUAAUACUUUUGAAUUUAUAUUUUAAAUAUCAAUGACUUAAUGGAAGCAGUGCUGUCUGAUAGAAAAUCAAGUCUAAGUGCAAAGUCUGAUCAUUAUUCAAUUUUUAUUAAUUUCUUCAAGUGAGAAUUAAGAUGUGUAUGUUGACAGCUUGCAGUACUCACAGUUUUGAAUUAGUAUUUCUGAGGCUGAGAAUGCAUUCUGUGGCUCGCAUUCUGGUACCAUCUGCAUCCUAUUUUACCUUGUAUUACAUCACAUAGCAUUGUUUGCCUUUUCCCUCUGAUGGGUAAAGCCCAUUUUAAGAGAAUCGGUGUGUCUUUUCAGGGGUGAAGAACUAUCCAGAGCUGGGGAAGGAAUAAAAGAAAUUCAGAGUUCUAAUAUGAGAGUUAAGUUAGCUGCGGGCAGUCCGCAUCUUGGACAAAAAUAACCAUCUGAACUGCCUGUGGCAGUUUUUGAAGUAUAUGAGCUGUAUUUAUUAGUAGGUAUCUUAGCUCUCGUGGAUCUGAGUGCUACAGGAUCAGAUUUUUGUAUGCAUGAAUUAUUCCAAAACACUAGUACAUUAUAUGCAAGGCCUUUUUUUUUCUAUAGCAAACAAAUUUUCUGUUUUCGGUUGGUGCUGGGCUGGUGUGAAUAUGGUCCCAUUAAUUACAAAAUCCAACUAUCUGGCUCAUAAUAUUCUGACAAGGACUACAUUGUCAUCAUGGAAGUUAAAUAUUUUUUUCACUCAUAUUUGACUUCAUUAAAUACCUUUUCAUAACAAUAAGACAAUUAUAGAUUUCCUUUUAAUUUGUGAAUGGCAUUCAACAUAAUAUUGUUUAUUACUUUGUUAUUUAAGAGAAUUCAUAUCAGAAUAUUACAUACUAAGACUGCAUUGAAGAUACUCUUUAGGCAGAUUUCUGUGUUACCCACUGACUGGGACUAGUCUCUUACUAUUAACAACAAAGCAGGGAGUCAGACUCCUUGGGAGGACACAAAAUGUUAGGGCUUGUGAUGCCUAAGGAGAAUUUCAUGAGGUCUUUUCCCUCUAAUCUGUGUGUGUGUCUUCCUCUCCACCUUCCCUAUCCAUUUCCCUAAAAGCUCCCUUUUCACUGGCAGUGUGAAGAAUAAAGCAUUUUAGGAGAUGAUUAGAGCUGAAGGGCUGCAGCUUAGGCAGGGAUACAGUCUGUGCAGAGAUGGUGGUAGGCAGCACAGCUGGGACUGUCUCUUCUUCACAUUCACAGGGAAGACAAGAUUGUCAGCUGAAGUGGCCCAGGUCAGCCUGUGAGUUGCUGGGGUGCACAGGGGUGUGGGAGACAGGCGUCUCGGAAUGGGCAGAAGGGAGGUUUGGAUUAGAGAAGGGAGAUCCCCAGGGUUGGCCAGAAUGCAGGGCUUCUGGCAGAGUGUGUGUGCCCACUAGUGACGUCGUCGGUUCGUGACAGUGUGAAAAGGUGAGGCAUUGGGAAGGGGGAAGCUGGGGCUGGAGGAGGGAGAAUGGCUAGGUAAGGCCAGUUUCGCUAAGCUGACAUGUUAGAUAGUUUGGGUGGGGUGGAGGGAGGGAGGAAUAGGUAGGAUGGCUCACUACAGUCAGAGAAAGGGCUUGAAGCAAGAAAUGAGGGUACAAGUAGCUCACAAUAGUCCAGAGAGGCAGUAUAACUAUGUAUAAAAGGGGUCAGCAAGGAGAAGGGGUACAGGAUUCAAUCUAGUCAAGCUGAAGUCAGUACUGCAGAAAGGCAGCGCACGUAAGCACAGCAGAGCAAGCUUGCAGAGUGACAACAGUGAGUCCUGAAAAUCUCCUUCCUAAUGGCAGCCAUACUAACUUGAAAGCGUCCUGAAAAUUUCCUUGCAUAGAGAACCUGCACUGUAACACAUGCCCUGACUCCAGAUGGUGUCUGAGCAAGUGAGAUUAAAGCUAGUUUACAUAUCACUAUAUGAGAUACAGUGAUAUCUCUGAAUGAAGAACAGAGAUACCCUGAGGAUUAUCAUGUAAUAAAUUUCCUGUUUUGACUUGUGCUGCUUCAUAAUGUGGUCCAAAAAUAGGGAAUCCACUUACCCACCCUUGAUAUCUAUAUUGAUAUGACUUUUUGCACAUAUCUGAACCAGAAAUUUGUGAAUAACGAGGUAGUAUUUUAACUUUCACAGGGGUAGAAUACCAAAUAACUGCUGAUACUCUUCUGCUACAUGUCACCCUUGUGAUAUAGAAGGGAGAAAGAUGUGCAUAUAUAUAUAUAUAAAAUUCAGAACCAGGCCCUUCAACAAUCACUGAACAUAAACACUGUACCAAAAUAUGCAAGAUGAAUGAUGUAUACUUGUUUAUAUUUUAUGUCUUGUACUAGAUGCCUGGGACAAGUCCUAAGUUACUAUAAAUGUUUCUUUUCAUUCUAAUUAAUGUGGGGUUUUACAUAAUAAAGCAAAGAUACUGUACCUCUGAAUGAUCAAAUAGAAAGACCAGUCUUUUAUCUGAUUAAAAAAGUAUUCAGUAACUUUUUGGUCAAAGGCUUAAAAAAUUAUUUUAAUGCUUUUCCUCUUUUUCGGUUAUUUUUGCAAAACAGGAUAAAUUGUUUCCUAAAAAAGACUUCUUUUCUUAUCUGGAAAAAAAACACUCAUGACUUGUUAUGCAUUUGUAAAAUCAAUACAAAACCAGCAAAAAAUUUUACUUUGGUCCUUCAGGGGUCAGUACUUUGGGUGAGAUGUUAUGUUAAAGAUUAUUUGUAUUUAUGUUUAAUAAUGUGAAUGUCCACAGCACUGAACAGACUCAUUAGUGUCUAAUGCUGGGCACACUAAUUUUUAUUUGCAAUACUUGUCUCCUAGUAGCAGAUACUAAUUUGUUUAGUAUUUAUAGACAUCAGAAUUUCAAACUGAGUGAUUUCUUGCCUGCAGUGACCAUAUUAGAAGUCUAGGUUUUAUAAUAUAUUGACAUGUUGACUUGAUGCCACAAGUGCCCUUGCUUUUAAAUAUGUAUUUUUUCUUAAGUUCUUAGUUAUUUCAGAAACUGAAUGUAGUGUGGUUUAUGAGGUGUGAGUAACUACCUUGCAUAGAUUAUCUGUGCCAACAUGAAUAAAACAGUCUGGUAAUAAAAGGAAUGUGCAAAUACAGUUAAACCUUUAUGAUUUGUGCAUAUUUAUAUGGCAUUUGAACAGCUGACAGCUUUCAGCCAUGUAAUACUGAUAAGAAAGCAUAUACAAGCUUGUACUCUCUACUUCAGACCUGAAAAUAAAAAUUAAAAGCAUUGGUUUUGAA